Messenger RNA from Rhea pennata, 8338 nucleotides. It is a transcript of the gene COL5A1, whose product is annotated as collagen type V alpha 1 chain. Bases 232 to 5745 code for a protein of 1837 amino acids. The record is from RefSeq and is a predicted model, not a curated record. The transcript has 66 exons. Gene Ontology annotation, molecular function: extracellular matrix structural constituent conferring tensile strength. Gene Ontology annotation, biological process: extracellular matrix organization. NCBI's taxonomy places the organism in Eukaryota, Metazoa, Chordata, Aves, Rheiformes, Rheidae.
GAGAGAGGGGGAGAGAGAGAAAGAAAGUUUUCGCUCCCGUAGCAAGCAAGGGAAGGGCCGAGUGCGGCGGAGCCCCCCGACAGCCCCAUGGCUUUAUAAAGCGGCUGCUCUCCGGGGGGGGGGAGGCGGGGGGGUCUGAGCGGCUUUUCUUCGCUUUUUAUUUUUUUUUCUUUCAUUUUUUUUUCCCGCUUGACGAGUUGUCCCGAGCUGGUGCCCCUUUUUUUGUGGACCAUGGAUACGCACACACGGUGGAAAAGGCGAAGCUGGAUACGGAGCUGGCCGGUGCCCGCAGCGCUGCUCCUGCUGGGCGCCGCGUCCCUGGGCGCCGCAGCUGAGCCUGCAGAUCUCUUGAAGGUAUUAGAUUUCCAUAAUUUACCUGAUGGUAUAACAAAAACAACAGGGUUUUGCACAAGCAGAAGAUCUUCAAAAGAAGCAGAUGUUGCUUAUCGAGUAACAAAAGAGGCUCAGCUUAGUGCACCAACAAAGCAGCUGUAUCCUGCUUCCCCAUUCCCAGAGGACUUCUCCAUUCUAACCACUGUAAAAGCGAAGAAAGGAGGUCAGUCCUUCUUGAUCUCAAUUUACAAUGAGCAAGGGAUCCAGCAAAUUGGUGUGGAGAUGGGUAGAUCUCCUGUAUUCCUGUAUGAAGACCAUACAGGAAAGCCAGGCCCAGAAGACUAUCCUCUCUUUAGAGGCAUUAACCUAGCAGAUGGCAAGUGGCACAGAGUAGCCAUCAGUGUGCAAAAGAAAAAUGUCACCUUAAUUUUGGAUUGUAAAAAGAAGAUAACCAAGUUCUUGGACCGAAGUGACCACCCCAUCAUUGAUGUCAAUGGCAUCAUCGUAUUUGGAACAAGGAUACUGGAUGAAGAAGUCUUUGAGGGCGACAUCCAGCAGCUCCUGAUCGUGGCGGACCCCAGAGCAGCCCACGAUUACUGCGAGCACUACAGCCCCGACUGCGACACCGCCAUCCCGGACUCGCCCCAGUCCCAGGACCCCAACCAGGACGAAUACUACACUGACGGGGAGGGAGAGACCGAUACUUAUUACUAUGAAUAUCCCUACUACGAAGAUGUGGAUGAAGCUGUAAAGCCAGAAGCACCCACCACCAAACCUGCUACUGCUGAAGCGGCUGCUGGAGAGGGACCUGAAACCAAGCAGGACUACCCUGACCCCACGCAAUCACCUGAUGGAGGGGACCCUGGCAAGCAGACGAAGGAGGAUCAUACCGUGGAUGACCCCCUCGUGGAUGAGUACAACUAUGAAACCAUCAACGAAGAGUACUUUACACCUCUGCCUUAUGAGGAUAUCAACUACAACGAAGAACUAGAUCCCCAGGGUGGACUUACGGAAAAUGCUGUUGAAGCUGAGCUCCCCACUAGUACAGUCAUCACCUACAACGAGACCGAUGCUGGUCAAGGAGGAGACGACCUGGAUAAAGAUUUCACUGAAGAAACAAUAAAAGAAUAUGAUGGGAAUUACUAUGAUAACUACUAUGACAGGACGGUCUCUCCUGAUAUCGGGCCAGGAAUGCCUGCCAACCAGGACACCAUCUACGAAGGGAUUGGUGGCCCACGGGGUGAGAAAGGACAGAAGGGAGAACCUGCAAUUAUUGAACCGGGUAUGCUUGUCGAAGGCCCACCUGGUCCCGAAGGCCCGGCAGGCCUUCCAGGACCUCCAGGACCAACUGGACCUGUGGGCCAAAUGGGUGACCCUGGGGAGAGAGGACCACCAGGCCGCCCGGGUCUUCCAGGAGCAGAUGGUUUACCCGGACCACCAGGGACAAUGCUUAUGUUGCCUUUCCGCUUUAGUGGAGGAGGAGAUGCUGGCUCUAAAGGACCUCUCGUUUCAGCACAGGAGGCCCAAGCCCAAGCUAUCCUGCAGCAGGCAAGGCUGGCGCUGAGAGGACCAGCAGGCCCAAUGGGUCUGACGGGACGACCAGGCCCUGUGGGACCCCCAGGCAGUGGAGGACUAAAAGGCGAAGCAGGAGAAAUGGGACCGCAGGGUCCGCGAGGCAUCCAAGGCCCUCCAGGCCCAGCAGGAAAACCAGGCCGCAGGGGACGAGCCGGCAGCGAUGGUGCCCGGGGAAUGCCAGGCCAGACAGGACCAAAGGGUGACCGAGGGUUUGAUGGCUUGGCUGGUUUGCCUGGUGAGAAGGGAAACAGAGGUGAGCCUGGCCCCCACGGACCCCCGGGAGCACCCGGAGAGGAUGGCGAGAGGGGAGAUGAUGGAGAAGUUGGACCUAGAGGGCUGCCUGGAGAACCUGGACCCCGAGGACUGCUGGGACCGAAAGGACCACCGGGUCCUCCAGGGCCACCGGGUGUGGCUGGUAUGGAUGGACAAACUGGUCCCAAGGGGAAUGUGGGUCCUCAAGGUGAGCCGGGUCCCCCAGGACAACAGGGUAAUCCAGGUGCUCAGGGUCUUCCAGGUCCACAAGGCCCGAUCGGUCCCCCAGGAGAGAAAGGGCCGCUGGGCAAACCUGGUCUUCCUGGCAUGCCUGGUGCAGAUGGUCCUCCGGGUCAUCCUGGCAAGGAAGGUCCUCCUGGAGAGAAGGGGAGUCAGGGUCCACCAGGACCUCAGGGCCCCAUUGGUUACCCAGGACCUCGUGGAGUCAAGGGAGCAGAUGGUGUUCGUGGACUGAAAGGUACCAAAGGUGAAAAGGGUGAAGAUGGUUUCCCUGGCUUCAAAGGUGAUAUGGGCAUCAAGGGAGACCGGGGUGAAAUUGGUCCUCCUGGCCCAAGAGGCGAGGAUGGUCCUGAAGGCCCCAAAGGUCGCUCUGGUCCCAAUGGAGAUCCUGGUCCUCUUGGUCCUGCUGGAGAAAAGGGAAAGCUUGGCGUUCCAGGAUUACCAGGUUACCCUGGAAGACAAGGCCCAAAGGGUUCAAUCGGGUUCCCAGGAUUUCCAGGAGCCAAUGGAGAGAAGGGUGCACGGGGGACACCUGGCAAACCGGGUCCAAGGGGGCAGCGCGGUCCAACGGGUCCACGUGGGGAAAGAGGCCCUAGGGGAAGCACUGGGAAGCCUGGCCCGAAGGGCAACUCUGGUGGUGACGGCCCCCCUGGUCCGCCUGGCGAAAGGGGACCACCAGGGCCUCAAGGACCAACUGGAUUUCCUGGACCAAAAGGCCCCCCUGGUCCUCCUGGAAAGGAUGGAUUGCCUGGUCACCCCGGACAGAGAGGAGAAACUGGUUUCCAAGGCAAGACAGGCCCUCCAGGCCCUCCUGGUGUUGUAGGCCCUCAGGGUCCGACUGGUGAGACUGGCCCAAUGGGUGAGCGGGGACAUCCAGGCCCGCCAGGUCCCCCUGGUGAACAAGGUCUUCCUGGCCUCACUGGAAAGGAAGGGACCAAGGGUGAUCCUGGGCCUGCUGGUCUCCCGGGAAAGGAUGGUCCCCCGGGCUUGCGAGGCUUCCCUGGAGAGAGAGGCCUCCCUGGCCCAAUUGGUGCUCCAGGACUGAAAGGCAACGAAGGUCCCCCAGGGCCUCCAGGUCCAGCAGGCUCUCCUGGUGAGCGAGGUCCCGCGGGUUCAGCUGGCCCAAUAGGCCUGCCAGGGCGACCUGGCCCACAAGGGCCUCCAGGACCUGCAGGUGAAAAGGGAGCCCCGGGUGAGAAAGGCCCUCAAGGGCCGGCUGGUCGGGAUGGCAUCCAGGGCCCAGUUGGACUCCCAGGGCCAGCAGGUCCUGUUGGGCCACCUGGAGAAGAUGGAGACAAGGGUGAGAUUGGAGAACCCGGCCAGAAGGGCAGCAAGGGUGACAAAGGGGAACAGGGUCCACCAGGUCCUACAGGACCACAGGGUCCAAUUGGUCAGCCAGGCCCAGCUGGUGCUGAUGGAGAGCCAGGUCCUAGAGGACAGCAAGGCCUCUUUGGUCAGAAAGGUGAUGAAGGACCGAGAGGUUUCCCUGGUCCCCCCGGCCCAGUGGGCUUGCAGGGUUUGCCUGGACCACCUGGUGAGAAGGGAGAAACAGGGGAUGUUGGGCAGAUGGGUCCACCAGGCCCACCUGGACCCAGAGGUCCCUCUGGACCACCAGGAGCAGACGGUCCACAGGGUCCUCCUGGGGGAAUAGGAAAUCCUGGUGCAGUAGGAGAGAAGGGUGAACCUGGGGAGUCUGGUGAGCCUGGUCUUCCCGGGGAGGUUGGCCUCCCGGGUCCUAAAGGUGAAAGAGGUGAAAAAGGUGAAGCAGGUCCCUCAGGUGCUGCUGGUCCACCUGGCCCCAAAGGUCCACCCGGUGAUGAUGGUCCCAAGGGCAGCCCUGGUCCAGUUGGUUUCCCUGGUGACCCUGGUCCUCCUGGAGAACCUGGUCCAGCUGGUCAAGAUGGUCCCCCUGGUGACAAAGGUGAUGAUGGUGAACCCGGGCAGACUGGUUCCCCUGGUCCCACAGGAGAGCCAGGCCCCUCUGGACCACCAGGAAAAAGGGGUCCCCCUGGUCCAGCCGGUCCUGAAGGAAGGCAGGGCGAGAAAGGCGCCAAGGGUGAAGCUGGUUUGGAAGGACCUCCUGGGAAGACAGGCCCAAUUGGUCCCCAAGGUGCUCCAGGGAAACCCGGCCCUGAUGGCCUUCGAGGAAUUCCUGGUCCAGUUGGUGAACAAGGUCUGCCAGGCUCCCCUGGCCCAGAUGGUCCUCCAGGCCCAAUGGGUCCACCUGGUUUGCCUGGUCUUAAAGGAGACUCUGGUCCCAAAGGAGAAAAGGGUCAUCCAGGUUUAAUUGGUCUUAUUGGACCACCAGGUGAGCAGGGAGAAAAGGGUGACAGAGGUCUCCCAGGACCCCAGGGCUCAGCAGGCCCCAAAGGAGAGCAGGGUAUCACAGGUCCUUCUGGACCAAUUGGACCCCCAGGGCCACCAGGAUUACCGGGUCCACCUGGUCCCAAAGGUGCUAAAGGAUCAUCAGGUCCAACAGGUCCAAAGGGUGAAUCGGGUCUUCCUGGGCCCCCAGGACCUCCUGGUCCUCCUGGAGAAGUCAUCCAGCCCCUGCCCAUCCAGGCAUCCAAGAGGACUAGGCGAAACAUUGAUGCCAGCCAGCUGGUGGAUGAUGGAAAUGCUGACAACUACAUGGAUUAUGCAGAUGGCAUGGAGGAAAUUUUUGGCUCACUGAAUUCCUUGAAACUGGAAAUUGAGCAAAUGAAGCAUCCCUUGGGCACUCAACAUAACCCAGCUCGUACCUGCAAGGACCUGCAGCUCUGUCACCCUGAUUUCCCAGACGGUGAAUACUGGGUUGAUCCUAACCAAGGAUGUUCCAGGGACUCUUUCAAAGUUUACUGUAAUUUCACAGCUGGUGGAGAGACUUGCAUCUUCCCUGACAAGAAGUCUGAAGGAGCUAGAAUUACUUCUUGGCCAAAGGAAAACCCAGGCUCCUGGUUCAGUGAAUUCAAGCGCGGUAAACUGCUCUCCUACGUGGACUCGGACGGGAACCCCAUCGGCGUAGUGCAGAUGACUUUCCUGAGGCUCCUGAGCGCGUCGGCCCACCAGAACAUCACCUACAACUGCUUCCAGUCCGUAGCCUGGCACGACGCCACCACGGACAGCUACGACAAGGCCAUCCGCUUCCUGGGCUCCAACGAUGAGGAGAUGUCCUACGACAACAACCCCUACAUCCGAGCCGCCAUCGACGGCUGCGCGGCAAGGAAAGGCUAUCAGAAGACUAUCCUGGAAAUCAACACACCCAAAGUAGAGCAAGUACCUAUAGUCGACAUCAUGUUCAAUGACUUUGGAGAAGCGUCACAGAAAUUUGGAUUCGAGGUGGGACCAGCUUGCUUCUUGGGCUAAGAGCCACCUGAAACUAGUCUCCAAAUGAGCAACCUCGUAACCUCAUUGCGCCAUUCAAUGAAUUAAAAAAUAAUUAAAAAAAAAAAAGAAGAAAAUCCUUGUCACAUGCACGUUCUGAAACUGGACAGUGAUGAGUUAUUUUUUUUCGUUUCGUUUUGUUCCUCGUUUUGCCCGAGUUCUCCCGCGCCACUGCACCCGCACGUACCGAACCGCCGACCAAGAGAAGCGUUCCCGCGCCGGACGCAGAAUCGCAUGACCUGAGCGCAGCACGCGCGGCAGAGCGGCCCGGCCCCGCGCCCCGCUCCCGGCGCCCCCGGCCGCGGCACCCUGCCUCCCACCGCUUCCCGCUCGCAGCCGCCGAACGGACUCCGCCGCCUCCCCUUGGGUAUCCGGAAAUGGAAACAGAGCAAAGACUUUUUUCUUCCGUGAAACGACACCAAGCGCUUGUUUAUAGGUUAUUUUUGUCUGUCUGUCUGUCUGUUUCUAAGGAAAACAGAAAAAACUUGAAACUCCUGCGUUCAACUUGACGUUGAAGUCACGACAGCCCUGGCUCUAAUCCAAACCCUGCUGAAGCUCGUCACAGUCGUUUUGUUGACUUCCGUGAGAUUUGGAUUGGGUCUAGCAAGCAGAAGUAAUGGCCAUUUCCAGAGUUUUCAUUGCCUCCAUUUAAUUGCCUAAUUGCAUCUUUUACAAAAAUUAACCCGAUGAAUUUGAUAGCAAAAAGUCACACUGGGCAUCUCCUUCCCGUGCGUUAAAGGUGCUUAUAUUUUUGUAUGUUUGUAAGUAAAUAUUUGUAUUGUAUAUUAUUUUAAAUGUUUAAGUGUUUCUGGCUUCAAAACAUGCAUGUGACCCUGUGCGUAUUAAAAACGACAAUUCUCACCCGCAUCCCCAGCGCGUGUGCUCGCCCCGCCACCACCCAAAGCCUCCAGCGGAAGGGCCCGACGGGGUGGUGCACCAGCCCCGGAGCCACAGGCGUCUUUGGAGUGAUUCGCUCCAAAGCAAUAAUAAUAAUUUUUUUUAAAAAAAAAUCACUUUUUUAAUGAGAUUUCUACCCAACCCUCGUUCAAAACCAGGAUCCAGUUUGUGUCUCUGCCUUUACACACCCUUGCUUGCCUUCAGCGUACGUGGUUUAAAUUAAUUUUUCUUGCCUUCUUAUUCUUAAGAAGUUCUAAAAUAAAAAAAAUAAUAUAUCCAUUCCUGGUGGCAGAUUGGGCUGGCAGGGGAAAUCCAUUUGUCCUCUCUUAAUGUAAGUGUAAAAAAGAAAAAAGGAGGAAAAAAAAAAAGGUGCUCUUUGUUUUUACAUUUCUCUUUGUGGUGCUAUCUAUUUGAAUACCUUUAAUACAACACUGGCAAUACCCUGCCGUUGACCAGUCUCCCAAUGUCCUGCGCUUUAGCCGCUUCCCACGCGGACUGCAUGCCUCUGCUCCGGUUUUGGUUAUAAAUGCAUGCCACCUUCAUAUUUGUUAUGUAGAAGAGCUGCUUUCCUUGAUUGUAUUAUGGUAGCUUAUACAGCCUGCAUAGGAAGUAUUAAAUGUGCUUUUUUCUUUUCUUUUUUUUUUUUUUUUGAAAGGAUAUUCAUGCGUUUUAUAUGGUGGUAACCGUACCAGAUUGUACUCAGUCGCUGAAUGUUUGUGGUGCUAAUUUAUGUACUUGUUCCGUGUACUGACGUGAGGAUGAACCUGCCCGGGCGCGCGGCUCCCGCGGCCGGGCUGCCCGGAGCCUGUAAUUCUGUGCGUCUUCCCACGACGGCUGCCUUUUCACGUGCAGUUUUUGGAUUGCAGCCUGCUGACGCCAGUCCCCCCCCCCCCCCCCUUUCUUUUUCUUUUCUUUUUUUUUUUUUUUUCUCUCCCCUCCCCGGCCAUUUCCUUGUUUAGAUCUCUUGGCUGGAAAAUUAAGAUAUUGCAGGGUUUUUAUUUGGCCUGGAGUAUUACAGCGAGCUUGAGCCCGAGGACGGGGUGUCUGUCACCGUAACGGGAACGACAUCGCGUUUACUGUGAAUAAAAGCCGAUAUCCGAUGUCUUUUCCCCCGCUCCUCCCCAAGCGGAGAGCAGCGGUAGGCGAGGAGCGCGGCAGAAGCGGCGAGGCCGCGCGGUGCUUUUCUCUCUCCGAGAGCCGCGUACGUCUGUCUCCCUUGUCGCGUUGUGUGCUGGGGGGUCCCCCCCCCUCCCCUGCUUAGGGAAAAAAAAUAAAGGUGCUACCCUAAAAACUGCAGAGUCCAGCAGCAAAGCAGUGAAAACAAAUGUGUAAUAUAUAUAUCAGGAUUCAGCUUCUGGUUCACCUUGGUAAGAGCCUCGUGCAGGAAUAGUGGGAAGGGCAGGAAAGGUUGCACGUUCCUCUGCCGCAGCAAAGCCAUAUCGCGAUGUAUGUACGUGCACACGUGCGAGUCCGUCUGGGUCAUGUGAUUCUGUUACCGUGAAUUUUCAUCAAGGGAGCUUUUUUUCUUUUUUCCUUUUAUUUCUUUGCUUUAAGAAAAAAAAAAUCCUCUGUUGACUUCCACAGUGUUGUAAUUGUACUGAAGUUCAAAACUGUUCCAAUUUCCCCAGACCACUUAGCUACGGUAUAUUGCAAUAAAAUUACUACUUGUAUUUGCAGA